CUUUCAAAAAUGCUCGCGUGAACUCUCUUCUCAAGUCAACCAUAAAAUAACCAACCUUUUAUAGUAAUACCCUCUCCGGCCACGAAGAAGACGAAAGGAGGUAAAAUGGCGAACAAGCUCAAAGUCAACGAACUCCGUGCAAAGCUCGCCGAGCGUGGACUUAUUACCACCGGACUCAAACCCGUUCUGGUGGAGAGGCUUGAAGAGGCUAUCGCACAAGACGCAAAGAAGGUAAAAUCGAAGAGCAGGAGGAAAAGAAACAGGGACUCUUCGGAUAGUACUCAUGACUCAAACAAGUUGAUUGCAAUCGGCGAGUUUCGUGCGAUGAAUGUGAAGGAGUUGCGGAAGGAAGCUAGUAAGAGAGGCUUAGCUACAACGGGUACCAAGAAGGAACUUCUCGAGAGGCUCUGCAAUGAUGAAGCUCAAGAUGACAAGAAUGGUCUCGAAGAAGAGAAAUCAACAAAGAAGGGAGCAGCGGUAUUGGAUCAAUGGAUUCCUGAUCACGUAAAGAGCGAGUACCAUGUUCUACAAAGGGGUGAUGAUGUUUAUGAUGCCAUGUUGAACCAGACAAAUGUCAGGGAUAAUAAUAACAAAUUCUUUGUCCUACAAGUGCUAGCGUCUGAUAACAAGAAAACAUAUAUGGUCCACUUCAGAUGGGGAAGAGUUGGUGUGAAAGGACAAAGUAAACUAGAUGGGCCUUAUGACUCAUGUGAUCCUGCAAUAGAAAUAUUCAGCAACAAGUUCUAUGACAAGACAAGGAAUCAUUGGUCUGACAGAAAGGAGUUUAUCUUUCAUCCCAAGUCCUAUGCAUGGCUUGAAGUGGACUAUGGCAAAGAAGAAAAUGAUUCAGUUGUGAGUUUUUUUGGAAUCCUGACUGAUGCCUCUCUCUAUAUUUUAGAAUUCUUUUUAUUUAUUUAUCGAUUACAAGAUAGAGAUAAAAGAAAACUCAAAGUCAACGAACUCCGUGCAAAGCUCGCCGAGCGUGGACUUAUUACCACCGGACUCAAACCCGUUCUGGUGGAGAGGCUUGAAGAGGCUAUCGCACAAGACGCAAAGAAGGUAAAAUCGAAGAGCAGGAGGAAAAGAAACAGGGACUCUUCGGAUAGUACUCAUGACUCAAACAAGUUGAUUGCAAUCGGCGAGUUUCGUGCGAUGAAUGUGAAGGAGUUGCGGAAGGAAGCUAGUAAGAGAGGCUUAGCUACAACGGGUACCAAGAAGGAACUUCUCGAGAGGCUCUGCAAUGAUGAAGCUCAAGAUGACAAGAAUGGUCUCGAAGAAGAGAAAUCAACAAAGAAGGGAGCAGCGGUAUUGGAUCAAUGGAUUCCUGAUCACGUAAAGAGCGAGUACCAUGUUCUACAAAGGGGUGAUGAUGUUUAUGAUGCCAUGUUGAACCAGACAAAUGUCAGGGAUAAUAAUAACAAAUUCUUUGUCCUACAAGUGCUAGCGUCUGAUAACAAGAAAACAUAUAUGGUCCACUUCAGAUGGGGAAGAGUUGGUGUGAAAGGACAAAGUAAACUAGAUGGGCCUUAUGACUCAUGUGAUCCUGCAAUAGAAAUAUUCAGCAACAAGUUCUAUGACAAGACAAGGAAUCAUUGGUCUGACAGAAAGGAGUUUAUCUUUCAUCCCAAGUCCUAUGCAUGGCUUGAAGUGGACUAUGGCAAAGAAGAAAAUGAUUCAGUUAUCCCCAGGUUGCCAAGUUCAUCUCUCUUAUAUGCAAUGUAACCAUGAUGGCACAGCAAAUGAUGGAACUAGGUUGGUCUCUUUCUUACUUCAUUAAGUGAGGGCAUGCAUAGGCAGAUUGUCGUAGUGCUUCUCAUAUAUUUUCGAUAUUUGAACUUUGAAGGAUACAACGCUAAAG
Messenger RNA from Brassica oleracea var. oleracea, 1858 nucleotides. RefSeq lists its product as uncharacterized. The record is from RefSeq and is a predicted model, not a curated record. NCBI's taxonomy places the organism in Eukaryota, Viridiplantae, Streptophyta, Magnoliopsida, Brassicales, Brassicaceae. The transcript has 8 exons. The coding region runs from base 106 to 1722 and encodes 538 amino acids.